GAAACUUAAAAGACAACAUAUAUCUACAUCAAAUCUACAUCAAAUCUCUUUUAAAAUCGAGGAUUCCACACGGACCAUAUCUACAGAGUUGAGACCACGGAUCCAAAUUCCAAACUCAUUCUCGCUUUCAUCGUACCACUGGUCAGGUUCUCAGAACUCGGAAAGUCAGAACCAACCAAAUCGAAUCCAUCAGGAAAAUGUGCCUUCUGGAUACUUUCACAGUUCAAUAACAGUUAUCCUCCUCCAGUGGUGGUUGGUACUUGGUAGUCUCAUAGGCAGACGUAGCAUACAAAAACUUUGAUCGAAGCCUUUUGGUUUGGCCCUUAUGCUCCUCUCGUUAUGCCAACGACCUUCUUACAGUAAUUACACUUCCCUCUUCCCCAAAUUUCAUUUUCUAAUUCGCUGGAACCUUUACUCCAUCUCUCCUUUUGCCCGUUAUUCCUCCCGCCAAUUUCUUCAAACAACUGUAAAGUCGGUAUCAACCCAACGGAUAUACGCUUCAAAUGUUCAGAUUGGAGCUCUUGCUCGUGCUGGCAAGCUUAAAGAUGCCCGCCAAGUUUUCGAUAAAAUGCCUCAAAAAGAUGUCGUUUCCUGGAACGCCAUUGUCACUGGUUACUGGCAGAAUGGUCUUUUUGAUGAAUCAAAGAGAUUGUUUGAGUUAAUACCUUUGAAGAAUGUGAUUUCAUGGAAUUCAAUGAUUGCGGGCUGCGUGCAGAAUGAUAGAAUCGAUGAAGCUUACCAGUAUUUCACCAAGAUGCCCGAGAGAAAUACUGCUUCGUGGAAUGCGAUGGUUUCUGGGUUUGUUAGGUAUGGGCGUAUUGAGGAAGCUAAAAGGCUGUUUGACGAAAUGCCUCAGAGAAAUGUGAUAUCUUAUACUGCGAUGAUUGAUGGGUAUACUCAGAUUGGGGAAAUUGAAAGGGCCAGGGCCUUGUUUGAUAGUAUGCGUAGGAAGAAUGAUGUUUCAUGGGUUGUGAUGAUAAGUGGGUAUGUGGAAAAUGACAUGUUUGCGGAAGCAAGAGAACUGUUUGAUCUAAUGCCGGAAAAGAAUGUUGUUGCAAUAACAGCUAUGAUCACUGGGUACUGUAAGGAACGCAAGAUGGGAUCUGCAAGAAUGCUUUUCGAAGAAAUUCAGAAUAGGGAUCUUGUCUCUUGGAAUGCCAUGAUAGCGGGUUAUGCCCAAAAUGGGGAUGGUGUGGCAGCAUUAAAGUUACAUUCACAAAUGCUGAAAAUCUGUAUAAAACCAGAUCACUCAACCUUUGUUUCACUUCUUACUGCAUGUUCAAGUCUUGCAUCCCUAAAAGAAGGAAGAGAGAUUCAUCUAAUUGUUGUCAGAAGUGGUUUUGAGUCAGAUCUCUCCAUAUGUAAUGCCUUGAUAACUAUGUACAGCAAAUGUGGAAGCAUCUCGGAUUCGGUGAUAGUUUUUGGCCUAAUGAACUGUCCUGACCUUGUUUCUUGGAAUGCCAUUAUAGCUGGGUAUGCACAGCAUGGUCACUAUGAGAAAGCUCUGGGGUUGUUUAACGAAAUGGAACUAAAUGGCAUUAAACCAGAUGGUAUAACCUUCCUUAGUGUCUUGUCAGCUUGUGACCAUGCAGGGAAGGUGGAAGAGAGCAUGGAGUGGUUUAAUACAAUGCUAAAUGGUUAUGGAAUUGCACCAAGGGCUGAACACUAUGCAUGCCUUGUUGAUAUAUUGAGUCGAGCAGGACAUUUAGAUGAGGCCUACAAGAUUAUCCAACAGAUGCCAUUUGAACCUGAUACUGGGGCUUGGGGACCUCUUCUUGCUGCUUGUCGAGUUCAUUUGAAUGUUGAACUGGGAGAAAUAGCAGCAAACAAACUUGUGAAAUUGGAGCCUCAGGAUUCAGGUGCUUAUAUUAUGUUGUCAAAUAUCUAUGCGGCAGCUGGGAUGUGGGAAGAUGUAACUAGAAUGAGAGGCCUGAUGAAAGAGCAAGGAGUUAAAAAGCAAACAGCGUAUAGUUGGACGGAGAUUGGAAAUGAAGUGCACUUCUUUUCUGGAGGGGACAUAUCUCAUCCGGAGAUUCAUAGAAUUCAUUUGGAGCUUAAACGGAUUGGUUUGCAGAUGAAAAUGUUUUAUGACUUUGAAGACAUUGAAACUUAAUGUCUUACAUUUGAUACUCAUCUCAAAACUUUGGGCUUCUCUGUUUUGAAUCUCUCCAGGACAUAUAAAGAACAUGAUGCAUUGAAGGAAUCCUUAUUCCUGGAGGAUGCUGAGAGGAAUUGGAUCAUUUACAGAAAAGUUGGCCAAUGAUUUUGGAGGUGCUUUACUGCUAGAAUACAUCAGAAGAUAUUUCAGACAGCUUGCUUCAAUGCGAGAUGGAUAGCCAACGUUGGGUUUUAUGGAGCCAUGAAGGGUGAAGAAACUUAUACUUGAAGUUCUGACAUAAAAUACCGAGUCUCAUGAUUCAUGAAGUUAGAAGAGGCCAUUAAAAUUCCAAGAGAGUGGGUUUGGCCAAAUCAUCCAAUUAUGUUCUCUGCAAGGAGGGAAAACACUGGCUAGAGAAACAGUUGAUUGCCAUUUAUUCUUGAGUUCUGACCAACAAAGAAUAAGAAGUCAUCUAUCGAAAGCAGCAGAAAUUAUCUUGAGCCAAAUUUCAGUUUCCUUUAAUUGUUAUUGAUGCAAGAUUUUUGGGUAGACCAGUCUAUUGGUCAUCGAAAAGGGAAGGGUUAAAAGUUAUUGUAGAAGAAGCCCUAUUAUUUUGAACUGGAAGGAACAUAAGGAGUGAAAAUGGAAAAGGAAUCCACUGGAAAAUGAUUGUCAAAAGACUGGAAUUAUUGAUGUUUAUGACCAGAGAAAUAAUCAGCAAGAGAUAUUUCUGUGAUUCAGGCAAAAAACUCCAGAAUUCCAUUCUUUUUUCACAAUCACAAAAGAAAUUUGUAUUGAUACCAAAAAUGAAGGAAAGCUUGGGGGACAUAUUUAUCAAUGUAGAAGAAAUUCUCAGUUUACACCCUUUGUAAUCAUUGAAGUGGUAAGAGUUUUAAAUCAUGGAAAUGUUUUCAGAAUUUGUUUUUAUAAUUAAUCGGUUAUCUUU
This is a messenger RNA of Macadamia integrifolia, 3044 nucleotides long. Its product is annotated as pentatricopeptide repeat-containing protein At4g02750-like. The record is from RefSeq and is a predicted model, not a curated record. Gene Ontology annotation, biological process: RNA modification. Bases 326 to 2113 code for a protein of 595 amino acids. Gene Ontology annotation, molecular function: protein binding; RNA binding. The transcript is spliced from 2 exons. Lineage: Eukaryota; Viridiplantae; Streptophyta; Magnoliopsida; Proteales; Proteaceae.